AUGCUAAGCCAACUUCCCAACCACUUUUCCUAUCUAUUUUAAAAUAAAAAUAACGUGGCUGCUGGAAAGAAAAAGCCUAUCUCGAAGGCUAAAGAAGAAGCAAAUGCUAAGGCUUUAACAAAAAAGAGAAAGGGAUAGGAGCAAUAAACUGCAAGUAAUCUUAAAUAAGAAGAACAGACUAUAUCUGAGUCAGCAAGCUAGAGCAUGGCAAAUAAUGUAAGCUACGCAUAGAAUUCCCAAUUCAAUUCUAUGAUAAUACAUGAUACUUAUUUCCAAAAAAAGGAAGAAAAGAGCUACUAAUAAAGUGAUUCUAAAAUGGAAUUAGAUGAUAUCUCCAGUUACUGCUAUCAAAACUUCAAUGUCGAUAACAAGUAUUUUAUGCAAUCAAAGACUUCUUUGAUUUAAUAAGAAGAAAUGGAAUAGUUUUAAAUGUUUGAACAAAAUGAUGAGAGCGAUAGGUUUAACGAUUUCUCAAUAAACUAAAGCAGUGAAAAUAAAUAGAAGUAAUCACAAAAAAUAAACAAUAAUAACUCAUCUAAGUAAAUUAAUUAAUUGAUCAAGUAAGGAAUCUCUUGUAUUAAUGAUGAGGCUAAUGAAAAAUUAAAUAAAAAAAAUUUAGAUCAAAAUAAAUUCUUAAUUCAGAAUUAGCCUCCAUCUGAAACUAUUAUCUGGAAAAGAGCAAAUUAAAUACAAACGAGAUACCAAACAAAGUAUCGUUAAGAAAGUAAAUUUAAUUUUGUUUUAUUGUAAGGGGAUUUGUGCUUUGAAAUUAAUGAAAAUAAUUGUAAUAAUUAAUAAUGCAGUUAUUUGCCUUUGUCUGCUUUUAAGCGCAUCAAUAGCAUAAGAAAAUAUCAUGAAGGUAAAAUUGAAGUCUAGCUGAUAACAGAUGUAAAAGUCUGCUAAGAAUUAUUUGCAAUUAAGAAUGAAGAUGAAUAAAAUGAAUAAAUGAAAUAAAACAACCAAUCUAUCAUUUAGUCUUAAAUAAAGGACUAUCAAGAGGAAAUAGAGUAAAAAAAAGAGUUCUUCUCAUAAAUCAAGCAUUCAUCUCCAACAAUUUUGGAAAAUUUAAAAAAUCAUGUAAACAUUAAAAGACAGUAGUCAUUAAACAAAAUCGAUUUCGAGCGCAAAUAUAUAUUUGCUGUUGAAAUUGAAAUGGAUGAGGAAGGAACUUCUUGCAUAAACAAGAUAUACUAUUCCAAAGAAUUUCUCUCAAUUAUGGGAUUACCUAACAAAGAUCCUAAAGAUUCGGCUUUGUUAGAAGCUUAUUUGUUUAAAAACGGAGUUAUAGAUUUAUAUGAGCGCAUCGGCUUCUAUGAUAAAAAGAAAGAAGAUUAAGGGAAAUUAAUGUGUUAAUACCUUUAAUCUCUUAGCCAGUCAUAAUAUACCUUAAAUACACUGGAUAAUCUUUCAAUAAAUAUUGCAAUUAAUCAUCGCGUAAUCAAUUUAAGUGAAGACUUUAUUUAAAUGUUUCCAGAUUUUGGAUCAAGUAUAUCAAAAGAAUAUCUCAUCGUGCAUGAGCUAGACAUUCCAUAUGAUUAAAUUAAACAAAUCGAAAACGAAAGAAAGUCAAUGGAAAAAGCUGGAAUUCCUUAUUUCUACACAAAAAAUAUACUUCCUAAUUACUUAUUAUCUAAAUACUACUCAAUUUCUGUAAAUUAAUCUUCUUCUGCUUGA
Tetrahymena thermophila SB210 is the source of this 1674-nucleotide messenger RNA. RefSeq lists its product as hypothetical. NCBI's taxonomy places the organism in Eukaryota, Ciliophora, Oligohymenophorea, Hymenostomatida, Tetrahymenidae. The record is from RefSeq and is a predicted model, not a curated record. The transcript has a single exon.